ACGAAGAUUGCAAUGCGAGGCGUGCGCCCGCGCAUAACUGCGAAAACACCCAGUGCGGCCAAAUGUAUCGUAAAUGCUGCAUUUUUAUGUAAGCUGAACGUGGCUUGCUACGUACCCCCGCCCGGCGACAACGCUAUUGGAAGUGGCGAGAUGGAACGCAUGUCAAUCUGGAGGUUGGCUCAGGUCCUUGUUUUCUUCCUAUAUUUGCAAACGAGCCAGUCUUCCGAGAUGUUCGACAGCGUCAUCUACGCCCGCCGGCGUGAACUGCUGAACAUGAAGGUUUCGCAGUGGAAACCAUUCCUGCAACGCCUGGACCACAGCCUUCGGAGCAACCUGGAUGUGAACGCCACUUGCCUAAGAGACAUGCGGUCGUUCGUCGAUGCCGUCAUGCAGCGCAGCGCCGCGGUCUUGAACGACUUAGAGCUGCGUAUACACUGA
Molecule: messenger RNA, 438 nt
Organism: Rhipicephalus sanguineus (brown dog tick)
Lineage: Eukaryota; Metazoa; Arthropoda; Arachnida; Ixodida; Ixodidae
Exons: 3
Coding region: 13-438 (141 amino acids)
Source: RefSeq, a predicted model, not a curated record